This is a messenger RNA of Parascedosporium putredinis, 375 nucleotides long. The record is from the annotation of a GenBank genome assembly. Lineage: Eukaryota; Fungi; Ascomycota; Sordariomycetes; Microascales; Microascaceae.
AUGGCCGGCAACUUCGAAGAUGUCGCUAAACAAUUCAUCGAAUUCUACUACAACUCCUUCGAUGCUGAUCGCAAGUCUCUCAGCGCCCUCUACAGGGAACAAUCUAUGUUGACUUUCGAGUCUGCAUCGGUCCUCGGCAUCAACGCCAUCGUUGACAAGCUUGCCGGUCUCCCUUUCGAGAAGGUGAAGCACCAGGUCUCUACCCUCGACGCCCAGCCCACGUUGAACGGCGGAAUCUUCAUCCUUGUCACUGGCCAGCUCUUGGUCGACGAAGAGCAGCGCCCCAUGAACUACUGCCAAGCCUUCCAGCUCCUCCAGGAUGACGCCGGAUCAUACUUCGUCUACAACGACGUCUUCAAGCUUGUCUACGGUUAA